Molecule: messenger RNA, 2268 nt
Organism: Serpula lacrymans var. lacrymans S7.9
Lineage: Eukaryota; Fungi; Basidiomycota; Agaricomycetes; Boletales; Serpulaceae
Exons: 5
Coding region: 84-2261 (725 amino acids)
Source: RefSeq, a predicted model, not a curated record
GGGCUUUACAUCUUCUACAGGUUUUCUACACUGUUAACCUAUUGACCUGCAAUCUCUUAUCCAUAUCUCUCUAUACAAUAUCUAUGUCCGUCGUUCAACAAUAUCCCCCUGAACUUAUUUCUACUAUAUGUGCUCACAUAUUCGCUGCUGGCACACCUGCCCCAACCUCGUCCCUAGACCCGCUAGUGCUCGGUGAAUAUGGUGCCCCCACCGCUCUGCCUUCUUCCAUGCCUCCAGGCAAUUGGUCGGAGCCUGUGGUGCGCAAAACCCUAUCCAACCUGUGUCUCGUAAAUCAUACUUGGUAUGACGCAGCAAAGCCUUGGCUGUGGCAGAAGGUUGAAGUCCGACUCCCCAGAAGCUGGCUCUCCUUAGUGGAUGAGAUAGCUGAGGUAGACGAUGAGCAAGAAGCCGAAGAAAAGGCAGCUUUGGCUGUGGAGCAAUCCAUACAAGCCGCUGCAAAUGCUGCUAUGGGGACUAGUGCAUUAAUUGGCCCUGUACUGGACCAGGACGCGGCAAUGAAGCUUAGGGCGUCAAUAAUGGAGUCACUGGGUGGCCCAGACGGCUCCAUUCCCCCAGAAUUGCUUACCCCUCCCGCUUCGCGUGACCCUAGCCCGAGACGUCUGAGGACUAAGAGUAAAAGUCCUGCACGGUGGAAAAUCAUGCGAUCCAUUAGCGUCGCUGUUCAGGAUGUCAUGGACCGCAGUGAGCCAGGGUACUAUGUACCGACGCCACAUGAUCCUCGUCCGGGUCGAUUUGUGCGUCACCUUGAUUUCAAUCAUUUCCGAACCAUUGGAAUGCGCCGUUCAGUUGAGGAAGGUGUUAACAGUCGCUUUGUAACUGGUGAUCGUAUCGAAGCUCUAUUGAAGGAAUUACCAAAUCUCACUUCGUUUGGAGCUACUGAGUAUAUGGAUGGUUCCCUGACAUUGCCUGUUUUGAACGAGCUGUUCCUUCGUGGUGCACCUUCACGAGGCCGUGGUCGUCCUACGCGUGGUAGAGGGCUUAUGGUGGUCGACCCUCAGGAUCCCGACGAAGAAGAUCGUGAAAGGAGGAGGGACUGCAAAGAUCUCGAAUCAAUAGACCUCACAGGCUGUGUCAGUGCGGUCUUCGUAGGCGCACUCACAGAAUUUGUUAACACUCAUUUACUUUCUGGUGGCGAUUCCGACGAAAAUGAUCAUAGGGAGGGUAGACGCGCUCGGUCUCCCCGCUUCGUACCAGAUGACUCGUUAAGCUUCCCCGGUUUACAGCGUCUGGGUCUUCGGGGUGUAAAAUCCAUUCAGCCUCACAUUCUUACUCCAUUCGUACUAGCCUUCCCAUCGCUCACGCACCUUGAUCUAUCAGGAACACGUGCAACGCCCGAUUUACUCGCUGCCCUUGCCACGUCUCCUGUAAGGCUGCGUUCACUUGCACUUGCUCGAUGCAUUCGUCUCACAGGAGAAAGUAUCAAAAAUUUCUUGAUUCAUGCGCCUGCAGCUAGUCAAAUACAGGAACUCACGUUGUAUGGCGACCGGACAUUCCCUACCUCUUUGUCAGAGGAUGACCUUCAGGAGAUGUUUGCAUUUGCGCCUUGCCUCACGAAUGGUGAUCUAUUGUAUCUCGAUUUGUCUAGCGCACCUGUCACAAGGCCGUUACUGCUGGACAUAUGUAAGCCGCAGCCUAACCUGCGCUCAUUGGGCCUUUCGUACAUUUCGGAUCUUGAUUUGGGUGCUGUUAGCCAAUUUAUCAAGACUAAAGCCACAAACGUGGAAGUAUUGACUAUAGUUUCGACCUCUCCUGAAUUAGAGUGGGGAAGAGCAGGUGCUGGCAUGGGAGCGCCAAGGAGUUCUGCGCGUCAGGCCUCCAUCGCGUUGCAUACACAACUUAUUCGGCCACUCUGCACGCCACCCUUCUCCACUUCCAAGACAUUGCCAACACCUACGCGUCUUCGCGUCAUCGAACUCUCGGUACCCAUGUUGGGCGGUUUGGGUGCUGGGGCUGGUUCUUGGAGAAUUGUUAGAAGUAAAGGUGGUAGAGGGUGGUACGUUGACACAGCCAGUGGGUGGAUUGGAGGAGAGCUGAGGAGAGAUUUGAGAUCUGACCACCCCCUACGACUGGAAAUUGAAAGACUCGCAGACGCCAAUGGAAAUGUAAGUAGUGGUGUCGGGUGGCACGCUAGGAAAAUGGAGGUGCUGCAUGGCUAUGGCAUGCUUGGUCGCGAAGACGGACUAUACGGGGCUGUUUCCUUCGCAUACCAAGGUGCCUUUGGAUUCGCGCAUAUCUUGUAAAUGAGGG